Messenger RNA from Trematomus bernacchii (emerald rockcod), 966 nucleotides. RefSeq names its product olfactory receptor 5B17-like. Gene Ontology annotation, molecular function: olfactory receptor activity. The record is from RefSeq and is a predicted model, not a curated record. Gene Ontology annotation, biological process: G protein-coupled receptor signaling pathway. Gene Ontology annotation, cellular component: membrane. Lineage: Eukaryota; Metazoa; Chordata; Actinopteri; Perciformes; Nototheniidae.
AUGGAGAACCAAACUUUAGAUUUGGAUGUUCUAAUUGUGGAGGGGUUGAAGGUCACGCCUCAGUCCUCCGUCCCUGCCUUCAUCCUCCUCCUCCUCAUCUACAUCUUCAUCAUGGUGUCCAACAUCGGCCUGGUGGUUCUGAUCAGCAUGGAGCGCAGCCUGCACCAGCCCAUGUACCUGCUGUUCUGCACAAUGAGUAUUAACGAUGUGUUCGGGGCCUCCGCCAUCAUCCCGAGGAUCCUGAGUGACGUGUUUAUCCCCAUGUCUCAGCGCUUCAUGUCCUAUGAUGAGUGCGUCCUCCAGGCCUUCUGUGCUCACUUCCAUGCAUGCAUCGCUCACACCGUGCUGAUCAUCAUGGCGUUCGAUCGCUACGUGGCCAUCUGCAAGCCGCUGCGUUACGCCACCAUCAUGACCCACAGGAUGGUGCUGGGUCUGUCGGUGUGGGCGUGGUCGAUCUCUUUCCUGCUGGUGGGGAUCCUCAUCGGCCUCAGUGUGCGUCUGUCUCGCUGCAGGAGGGUUAUCCUCAACCCGUUCUGCGACAACGCCUCCUUGUUCAAGCUGUCCUGCGAAACGUUCAUCAUCCACAUCUACGGCCUCGGCACCGCCAUGCUCAUCCUGGGAUCCUCCCUGUGCAGCGUCAUGCUCACCUACCUGAGCAUCGCCAUGGUGUGUCUGCGCAGUAAGAACAAGGCUCUGAACAGCAAGGCGCUGCAGACCUGCGCCACUCACCUGGCCGCGUACGCCAUCCUGCUGUUCUCAGGCUGCAUCAUCAUCAUCCUGCACCGCUUCCCUCACCUAUCGGAUCACAGGAAGCUGGCGUCCAUCUUGCUCCACAUGGUCUCUCCGGCUAUGAACGCUAUUAUCUACGGACUGCAAAUCAAAGCAGUUCGAGAAAAGAUUAUCAUCAUAUUCAAAAGGAAAACCCCUGGGAAAGUGAAGGUAAAGAAUUGUGACGGUCAGAAAUGA